CAGCGUCCGGGAAGCCCGCAGGAGAUCGCGGCGGUAGCAGAGCUAUGGGCCGCCGCUCACAGGCUUCGUGGGUCGGCGCUGGCCGCUGGACGGGCGCAGCCGAGCCGUGGAUGAACUCCCGCGCCCUGUGUGCGCCGCUCCCACCUGUCCCCUUUCUCUUUUUGCUGUUGCUGGCAGCUCCGGGAGCUCGGGCUGCGGGAUACGAGACAUGCCCCAGAGUGCAGCCAAACAUGCUCAACGUACACCUAGUGGCCCACACACAUGAUGACGUGGGCUGGCUCAAGACGGUGGACCAGUAUUUCUAUGGCGUCAAGAAUAGCAUCCAGCACGCGGGUGUGCAGUACAUUCUAGACUCAGUUAUCUCUGCUCUACUGGCUGAGCCCACCCGACGCUUCAUCUAUGUGGAAAUUGCUUUCUUCUCCCGUUGGUGGAACCAGCAGACAAAUGCUACGCAGGAAAUUGUGAGGAAACUGGUGCGCCAGGGCCGCCUGGAGUUUGUCAAUGGUGGCUGGGUGAUGAACGAUGAGGCCACCACUCACUACGGGGCCAUCGUGGACCAGAUGACACUUGGGCUGCGCUUUCUGGAAGACACUUUUGGCACGGAUGGGCGUCCCCGUGUGGCCUGGCACAUCGACCCCUUUGGCCACUCUCGAGAACAGGCCUCCUUGUUCGCCCAGAUGGGCUUCGAUGGCUUCUUCCUAGGGCGCAUUGAUUAUCAAGAUAAACAGUUGCGGGAGGACAGUCUGGAGAUGGAGCAGGUGUGGAGGGGCAGCACCAGCCUGGAGCCUCCCGCUGCUGAUCUCUUCACUGGUAUACUCCCCAACAUGUACAACCCACCGCAAAACCUGUGCUGGGAUAUGCUGUGUGGAGACAACCCUGUGGUGGAGGAUCCCCGCAGCCCUGAGUACAAUGUCAAGACACUGGUCACAUACUUCCUGAAGGUGGCCACUAACCAGGGCCAGCACUACCGCACCAACCACACUGUGAUGACCAUGGGCUCAGACUUCCAGUAUGAGAACGCCAACCUGUGGUUCAAGAAUCUUGACAAGCUCAUCCGACUGGUCAAUGCUCAGCAGGCAAACGGGAGCCGGGUCCAUGUCCUCUACUCCAGCCCUGCUUGUUACCUGUGGGAGCUGCACAAGGCCAACCUCACCUGGUCGGUGAAAAAGGACGACUUCUUCCCGUACGCCGACGGCCCGCACAUGUUCUGGACCGGCUUUUUCACCAGCAGGCCGGCCCUCAAACGCUACGAGCGCCUCAGUUACAACUUCCUGCAGGUGUGCAACCAGCUGGAGGCGCUGGCGGGCCGUGAGGCCACCCUAGGACCCUACGGCCGGGGAGACAGUGCGCUCCUUAAUGAGGCAAUGGCGGUACUCCAGCACCACGACGCGGUCAGCGGCACAGCCAAGCAGCACGUGGUGAACGACUAUGCGCGUCAGCUGGCGGAAGGCUGGGGUCCCUGCGAGGUUCUCCUGAGCAACGCGUUGGCAUGGCUCAGCGGCUCCAAGCUGGCCUUCUCGUUCUGCCGCGAACUCAACAUGAGCAUCUGCCCGCCCAGCCAGAAGUCGGCGAGUUUCCACGUCGUCGUUUACAACCCCCUGGGGCGGAAGGUGGAUCAAAUGGUGCGACUGCCAGUCAGCAAGGGUGUUUUCCUCGUGAAGGAUCCCAAUGGCAAGACUGUGCUCAGUGAUGUGGUGGUAGUUCCCAGCUCUGACCCCCAGGAGCACUCUCCGGAGCUGCUGUUCUCAGCCUCAGUGCCUGCCUUGGGCUUCAGCAUCUACUCAGUAACCAGGAUGAAUCAAAUGAUGCCCCAGGCCCCUCCUCCAAAUUCUGCUCCCCACAAGUCCCAGUACCGUUCCUUAGCAAUUGAAAAUGAGUACAUUAGGGCCACAUUCGACCCUGACACCGGGCUCUUGAAAGAGAUCAGUAACAAGGACAAGAAGCUCCUGUUACCCGUGAGCCAAGCCUUCUUCUGGUACAUUGCCAGUGCAGGUGAUGAUAAAAGCCGGCAGUCCUCUGGGGCCUACAUCUUCAGACCUGAAGAACAGAAACCAUUUCCUGUGAGCCGCUGGGCUCAGAUCCGCCUGGUGAAGACAGCUUUGGUGCAGGAGGUACACCAGAGUUUUUCAGCCUGGUGUUCCCAGGUGGUUCGCCUGUACCAGGGACAGCGUCACCUGGAGCUGGAGUGGACAGUGGGGCCGAUACCUGUGGGUGAUGCCUGGGGGAAGGAGGUCAUCAGUCGCUUUGACACACCAAUGAAGACAAACGAGUACUUCUAUACAGACAGCAAUGGCCGGGAGAUCCUGAGGAGAAGGCGGAAUUAUCGACCCACCUGGGCCCUGAAGCAGACUGAGCCUGUGGCGGGAAACUACUACCCUGUCAACACUCGAAUUUACAUCAAGGAUGGGCGCAUGCAGCUGACAGUGCUGACCGACCGCUCCCAGGGGGGCAGCAGCCUGACAGACGGCUCACUGGAGCUCAUGGUGCAUCGAAAGCUGCUGAAAGAUGACGACCGUGGGGUAGGGGAGCCCCUGCUGGAGAAGGGGUCCGGAGAGGUGGUGCGAGGGCGCCACCUCGUGCUGCUGGACAGGGUGGAUUCGGCAGCCGCCGAGCACCGGCUGCUGGCGGAGAGAGAGGUCCUAGCCCCGCAGGUGGUACUGGCCCCAGCUGACGGCGCCCGCUACCGCCCCCGGGCCACCCCAAUCAAGCAGUUCUCGGGACUGCGCCGCGAGCUGCCGCCCUCGGUGCACCUGCUCACGCUGGCCCGCUGGGGCCCCGACAUGCUGCUGCUGCGCUUGGAGCACCAGUUCACAGCGUGGGAGGACUCGAGCCGCAACCUGAGCGCCCCUGUGACCGUGGACUUGCGGAAUCUGUUCUCCACUUUCGCCAUCACCCACCUGCAGGAGACCACGCUGGCGGCCAACCAGCCCCGUGCCAGUGCCUCCAGGCUCCAGUGGACACCCAACACCGGUCCCACUCCCCACCCUGCCCCCUCCACGCUGGACCCAUCCUCCAUCACGCUGCAGCCCAUGGAAAUCCGCACCUUCGUGGCCUCAGUGCAAUGGAAGGACAGCAAGACCCGUUCCAAGGCCCGCUUCAGUAGCUGAGCCCCAGCUCUGGGGGAAGGGCAGACUCCCUUCUCAUGCUGCUCCUGCCUCCUCCAGCUGCCCUUAAGAUGCCACUGCUGCCCGGCACCAGUAAUCCCAGCAGCUCCGGAGUCUAAGGCAGGAGGAUUGCAAGUUCAAAGCCAUCCUUAGCAACUUAGCAAGGUCCUAAGCAACUUAGACCCUGUUUCAAAAUAAAAAUAAGUUUUAAAAACUGGGCCCGGGAUAUAACUCAGUGAUUAAGUGCCCGCAUUCAAUCCGUGAUACAAAAAAUACACACCUAAA
Sciurus carolinensis (gray squirrel) is the source of this 3389-nucleotide messenger RNA. RefSeq names its product mannosidase alpha class 2B member 1 (gene Man2b1). The transcript is spliced from 24 exons. Lineage: Eukaryota; Metazoa; Chordata; Mammalia; Rodentia; Sciuridae. The record is from RefSeq and is a predicted model, not a curated record. Gene Ontology annotation, biological process: mannose metabolic process. The coding region runs from base 45 to 3107 and encodes 1020 amino acids. Gene Ontology annotation, cellular component: lysosome. Gene Ontology annotation, molecular function: carbohydrate binding; alpha-mannosidase activity.